GCCGCCGCCGCCGCCGCCGCCGCCGCCGCCCCGGGCAUGUCGUCCAACUGCACCAGCACCACGGCGGUGGCGGUGGCGCCGCUCAGCGCCAGCAAGACCAAGACGAAGAAGAAGCAUUUCGUGUGCCAGAAAGUGAAGCUAUUCCGGGCCAGCGAGCCGAUCCUCAGCGUCCUGAUGUGGGGGGUGAACCACACGAUCAAUGAGCUGAGCAAUGUCCCUGUCCCUGUCAUGCUAAUGCCAGAUGACUUCAAAGCGUACAGCAAGAUCAAGGUGGACAAUCAUCUCUUCAAUAAGGAGAACCUCCCCAGUCGCUUUAAGUUUAAGGAGUACUGCCCCAUGGUGUUCCGAAAUCUCCGGGAGAGGUUUGGGAUUGAUGAUCAGGAUUACCAGAAUUCAGUGACACGCAGCGCCCCCAUCAACAGUGACAGCCAGGGCCGAUGUGGCACACGUUUUCUCACCACCUAUGACCGGCGCUUUGUCAUCAAGACUGUGUCAAGUGAGGAUGUGGCUGAGAUGCACAACAUCUUAAAGAAAUACCACCAGUUCAUAGUGGAGUGUCAUGGCAACACCCUUUUGCCCCAGUUCCUGGGCAUGUACCGCCUGACCGUGGAUGGCGUGGAAACCUACAUGGUGGUCACCAGGAAUGUGUUCAGCCACCGGCUCACUGUACACCGCAAGUAUGACCUCAAGGGUUCCACUGUUGCCAGAGAAGCGAGUGACAAGGAGAAGGCCAAGGACUUGCCGACAUUCAAAGACAAUGACUUCCUCAAUGAAGGGCAGAAGCUGCAUGUGGGAGAGGAGAGUAAAAAGAACUUCCUGGAAAAACUGAAACGGGAUGUAGAGUUCCUGGCCCAGCUGAAGAUCAUGGACUACAGCCUGCUAGUGGGCAUCCAUGACGUGGACCGGGCCGAGCAGGAGGAGAUGGAGGUGGAGGAGCGGGCAGAGGACGAGGAGUGUGAGAAUGACGGGAUGGGCGGCAACCUGCUCUGCUCCUAUGGCACGCCUCCAGAUAGCCCUGGCAACCUCCUCAGCUUUCCCCGGUUCUUUGGUCCUGGGGAAUUCGAUCCCUCUGUUGAUGUCUAUGCCAUGAAAAGCCAUGAAAGUGCCCCCAAGAAGGAGGUCUAUUUCAUGGCCAUCAUCGAUAUCCUCACGCCGUAUGAUGCUAAGAAGAAAGCUGCACAUGCUGCCAAAACGGUGAAACAUGGGGCGGGGGCCGAGAUCUCGACUGUGAACCCUGAGCAGUACUCCAAACGCUUCAACGAGUUCAUGUCCAACAUCCUGACAUAGUUACCUUCCACCUUCAGCCAGAGCCAGAGAGCUGGAUGUGGGGUCGGGCUUGGAAGAGGGAGAAGGUGUAUUUGGGCUGGAUGGGAGGGUG
Molecule: messenger RNA, 1378 nt
Organism: Diceros bicornis minor
Lineage: Eukaryota; Metazoa; Chordata; Mammalia; Perissodactyla; Rhinocerotidae
Gene: PIP4K2B
Product: phosphatidylinositol-5-phosphate 4-kinase type 2 beta
Exons: 10
Coding region: 37-1287 (416 amino acids)
Biological process (GO): phosphatidylinositol metabolic process
Molecular function (GO): phosphatidylinositol kinase activity
Source: RefSeq, a predicted model, not a curated record